Aspergillus pseudonomiae is the source of this 2492-nucleotide messenger RNA. RefSeq names its product putative capsule-associated protein CAP1. The transcript has 2 exons. The record is from RefSeq and is a predicted model, not a curated record. NCBI's taxonomy places the organism in Eukaryota, Fungi, Ascomycota, Eurotiomycetes, Eurotiales, Aspergillaceae. The coding region runs from base 298 to 2208 and encodes 636 amino acids.
GGGUCAUCGGUCGCUAAAGGUUGUCGUCAUUCAAUGAGGUCAAUUUGACCGCUUGAUGAUUCCGUGUGUCCAAGAGUUGUUCAAGGUUCUGAUCGUUCAUUUCAUUUUCAUAAAUCCAGAACACCUUUGAUGGCUUCACAAAAGAACAGGCGACUCUUGGCGUCCUUCAACCGUGUGGGGUUUCUGUUUUGAGCCAAUUGUUUGUUGACUCGAGGUCGGACAAAGGUAUCUCGCCCUUGCGCCUUUGAACGCCCCCUUCGUUCUCCCUUCCUUGCCGCAUGAAGACAGGCAUUGACCAUGUCCUUCGUUCAUAAAAAUCGCAUCAAUGCUUUUGCCUCGUUUUCCUCCAUGCAUAGAGAAUCCCCUCCAGGCGGCAGGAUGCGGCGCCAACGCCUGGUCGUCUCGUUAGCAACCCUGGUCUUUGUGUGCAUCUCCCUUAUUCUACUUAGAGACACAACGGUUCCUCGCUCGUCCCACGGACUCAGUGCGCCAUUCGAGGCAAACCCUUUGCCGUCCUCUCACCCGCCCUCUCCUUCGCUCGCGGUGCCAAAUCCUAUCGAGCCCUCAAAAGGUCGCCAAGCGCUUCAUCCACAAAAUGUCCACCCGGUGGCCAGUCUCAUUCAAGAUGCUGAGCAGGAGUUUACCCACUUGCGGUCGCGACAAUCGAAGACUUUGGCCGAUGCGGUGAACGAAUAUCGCCGUCGAUAUAACAUGCAUCCUCCCCCCAACUUCGACAAAUGGUUUCAGUUUGCUCAAGCAAAAGGAGUUCAGCUAAUCGAUGAAUAUGAUACUAUCUACCAUUCUCUACUGCCAUUCUGGUCUCUAGAGCCGAAGACAAUACGAGAAAGAGCCCAUGAAGCCUUGGGAUAUGACAACGCGAUGAUCGGAGUUCUGAUCAGAGAUGGCAAGGUUACGCACACGGAAGGGGGCCACGAAGGAUAUGAAUGGCAGCAAGAUGCAACUGCUGACAUGCUGAAAAGCUUUAUUCAGUACUUGCCGGACAUGGAUCUAGUAUUCAACACCCACGAUGAGCCCCGAGUGAUUGUUCCCAGCGACGACCUCCAAAGACUGGUUAACUUUGCCAAAGAUCACGCAAUCCCCAAGGCUUUCCACAAGCAAUCACUGGUGAAUAAAUGGUCAGAUAAGCCUGCCGACCUGAACAAGGGCGACCGGGUUGAUGAGGUGCGCACCACGCGCUUUAACCGAUUUGCGCAUCAACCCACCUGGACAAGUUCUCGGGCUUCCUGUCCACCAGAUACCCCUGCACGUUCCCUCAAUGAGAGUGAGCCAGAUAAUUUGGAGGUCUAUGCGCAUGGUGACUUGGGGUUCAUCUACAACACGACUGCUUUUUCUGACAUAUGUAACACGCCUUCUCUUCGGUAUAAAUACGGCUUCUUCGACCGGGCCAACGCAUUCGACGUGGUCCGAGACCUGUUCCCAGUGUUCUCUCAAAGCAAGAUCUCAAGCUUUCAGGAUAUACUCUACCCUAGCCCGUGGUACUGGGUUGAUAAGGUACCGUAUGAAGAGGAGAAGGAUCACAGUUGGGAUGCGAAGGCCGACAAAUUGUACUGGAGAGGCUCCACAACCGGUGGGUUUGCGCGGGCAGGCGGAUGGCGACGUCAGCAUCGACAGAGAUUCGUCAGCAAUAUAAACACUCAGAGCAUAGCGAAAGUGUUGUCCAAAAAUGGCAAUGACCAGUGGGAGUUAAAUGAAGUCAGCCGCGACCCUUACCGCGAGCAUUUCGAUGUCAAGUUUACAUACAUUGGCCAAUGUGACCCGAAUGACUGUGCUGCGCAGGAAGAAUUCUUUGUUGUGGGUGAACCAGCCGGCCAGCAGGACGCUUGGGCGUAUAAAUACCUGGUCGAUAUCGAUGGGAAUGCUUUCAGUGGCCGUUAUUAUGCCUUUCUGCGCAGCCAUAGCUUGGUUUUUAAAAUUGCCAUCUUCCGCGAGUGGCAUGAUGAAUGGCUCAAGCCAUGGGUCCAUUACGUUCCCUUGAGUUUGGCGGGCGAUGAGUAUGUGGAAACUACGAGGUACUUUGCUUCGGAAGAAGAAGGUAGGACCGCAGCACCACGAUUAGCUCAACAGAGUCGGGAUUGGGCGCAAAAAACCUUGCGCCGUGAAGACUUGGAAGUCUGGUUUUUCAGGCUCUUGCUAGAAUACGGGCGCCUAGUCGACGACAAUAGGGAGAACCUGGGAUUUUCUCUUUGAUGGACGUCUGUCUGACUGAUCUCGUUCAUCAUUUAUCUCACGAUCCCAUGUAUGGCUCUCUUACAGUGCAUUUUCAUUUCUUUCCUUUGUUUUGCUUUGCUUACAUUUAUGACUACUUUAUGCCCUGUACAAUACCCAUGACAACAGGAUCGCGAAUUGGCUGGAUGCAUUAAAUGGGAGGCGUUCUGGUGUUUUUGUAUACUUACUUACCGUCAAUGCAUUUGAUCGGCUAUCUAUCUUAUACCAAGGAUCUUUAUUAGUUCUGUUGUCAUGGCAACAGAAAC